AUUGAAAGUGUCCGAGGAGGGCGCGAGGUGGGGUGGUGGGGGGGUACGUGGUGGAAAGAGGGGCUGGAAAAGAAGCAGAGAGGGGAGGAGGGGGUGUCACACACACCGAGGAGGGAGACACGGGCAGACACUCAGCCGGCCCACUGGUGUAUUCAUCCCGGUCACAUCUACGGCCACCGGGGAAGUCUUGCAGGAGCAUCCCGGAGCGUGGAGCAAGCAAGGAGGACGCUUCCACGUUCUUCACUGCGCUCGCCCGUGGAAAGUGUCGCGUUCGGGAACUGUUGGAAGUUGAGUGGAGUAAAGAUCGUCCCCCCCGAGUUCUUCAUCACAGUAAGUCUUCGCUCACAAGGAGGUGAAUGGACCUCCAUCGCCCCUUCAAGAUGGACAGCUCCUCCUACAUGCCAGCUCCCCUCGCUUCCCCCGCUCUCAUGGUCCUCGCCUCCACCGCUGAGGCUGGCCGAGAUGCGUCCGUCCCCUGCCAGGCGCCCAGGCCCUUUGGGAUCCCCGUUUCGAUGGAGAAAGACCUCCACCUGCCCUUCCCCUCGGCAUCCUACACCUUCGCUUCCAUGUAUCAGCGCCAGGGACCGGUGUCAGGCCCCUUUCCUGGCCGAGACUUCCCGGCCUCCCUACUGCACCUGCACCCCCAGUUCACCCCACCCAACCUGGACUGCUCCACCCUGGGCAUGCUCCACCACAGCGGGGUCGGCGGCGCCUUUCGGCCUUUCUCAUCACCGCACGACGAGAGGGAGUCGAUCGGUUACCACUCGGCCUUCACGCCCGCAAAGAGGCUGAAAAGUUGCUUCUCGGAGGCGGACGGUAAGGACUUUGACUUUGGCUCUCCCGGAGGCUCCAUCAAAAGUGGAGAAGAUUCGGCGAGGAAGCUGUUCUCCAUGUCUGGCCUGCUUUCCGAUGGUGAGGCAUCAUCCAGCCCGGAGGAGCGCAGAGAGCACAGUGGCAAAGUGAAGGUGCUCUACGAUGCCGGAGCUCCAGUGUGUCCAGUGUGUCAGAGCGUUCUGCGACCAGGGGAGCUGCAAGAACAUAUGGAGCAGGAAUUAGCCAAACUCAGCCAGAUUCAAAUCAGUGUCACUUCGGUGCAGCACGACCACCUCAUGAGGACGCCAAAGUCUCUUUCAUUCUCUCUGCAUAUCAAACGCGAAGGAGGUCAUCCGAGCUCACCCCCUCGACCGGCUGAUGAUAUCCAUUCUGACCGAUACCAGACUUUUCUGCGUGUGCGGGCCAACAGACACACACGACUAAACGUCGACGACCUCUGCUGGUGCAGGUGCUACGUCAAAUCUGCCCCAUUACGCCCACACAGCACAGGAGCCCACCUAGACUGCACACAAGCUGUCAGGAUCAGCAAAAUGAAACGGAGGAAACCAGACGAGGGUCAGGAGGUCCCUGCAGACACAACACCAUCAGAGGAUGAGUGGAACGAAAGGCGGAAGAUACAGAUGAUGUCGCUCGUCGGAGGGUUCAAAGGUUCAAUGUUGGUGAGCAGCACGUCUAAAGAAGGUCGGGACAGCGACGCAGACCUCGACGUGGAUGGAGACGACACCUUAGAGUACGGCCGAGUCCAAUACACAGAGACAGAUGUGAUCAUGUGUUCCGGGGAAAACAACAAGGAGACGACAGCUAACAGUGGCGGAACAUUGCCCGACUCUGGAGUACACCGGGAAAUUUCCAAAUGGUCAAAUGAAGAGAGUCCGUCCACAAGCAGUGGAGAUAAAAUUGAUGCAAGCACAGCUGUUCUUCCCAAAACCUGCAAAAACAAUGACAUCGACAUACUCCCUGAAGACUCUGCGUUGACAUCCCUGGAUGCUCUUAAAUCUCGGAUACGGGAUCUGGAAAAGCAGUUGUGUAAAGGAGACAGAUUUAAAUGCCUCAUCUGCAUGGACACUUAUUCAACCCCACUGACUUCCAUCCAGUGCUGGCAUGUUCACUGUGAGGAGUGUUGGCUCCGAACGCUGGGAGCAAAGAAAUUGUGCCCUCAGUGCAACACCAUCACCUCGCCCGGCGACUUGCGGAGGGUCUAUCUGUGACGCCAAGCCCUGUCCAAGGGGUGGACUUGUGAGCAGCUGGCCUGACUCCCACCCUCUUCCCAAUCUCACCUCACCUUGGACCUAAUUUUUAGUCAACAGAUCCACCCAAAAAAA
Molecule: messenger RNA, 2156 nt
Organism: Syngnathus acus (greater pipefish)
Lineage: Eukaryota; Metazoa; Chordata; Actinopteri; Syngnathiformes; Syngnathidae
Gene: rnf220b
Product: ring finger protein 220b
Exons: 16
Coding region: 357-2042 (561 amino acids)
Biological process (GO): protein ubiquitination
Molecular function (GO): ubiquitin protein ligase activity; metal ion binding
Source: RefSeq, a predicted model, not a curated record